AUGUACAUUCAUAAUGUUGCCUUAUUUCUUCUGAUAUUUCCCGCCACGCAACAAGGAGUAAAUGGAGGAAAUAAGGAUUCUUUAGAAGCAUCAGAUUCAGAGAAGUAUUCAACCAAUGAUCUUGCAAGAAUGCUUGAGUUUCAUCAGAAUUGCGCAGAAGGCUGUUUGAAACCUUUUCUCCUUACGCUGCGAGCAAACUUUGUUUCUGGAAACAACUACGAACGUUUAGUGAAUACAUGCGAGAAACUUAGCGAAGUAUAUGAAUGUAUGGAUCGUAUAAAGAAAUGUCAGCCGAAUUAUUUGUUUCGUAUAUUUAUGGAUGGCUUUGAGUAUAUGUGCAUCGAACACCCUGCCGCUUUUCGAGACUUGAUGGAAUGUAUGGAUCUACAUACACAAAUUGUUACCAAAGAUUGUGAGCAGAAGUGUAAAGCUCAUAAAUUGAUGGCUGGGUGGUUCAUUUAUUCGAUAAUGCAAUCCACUACGCUUCUUCAUACCGAAGAAAAUGGCGUACCGCCACGUGUUAAUAUUGGCUUCCUUCGUAAAAUUACUUCUGAAGCUUGCUCGAUCGUACAGUGUUAUUUCCUUUGUUUAAAAACAAAAUAUAAUGCACGCUGUCAUGGCAUUGGAGGUAACUUGCUCAUGGAAGCAAUAGUAAGGCCAAUAUAUCGAAUCCAUAACUCGAUAUUGUUAAGUCCGUUUUGGAAUAUAAUGAGACUGAUGAUGCCUUCUCAGUGUAAUUUCAUAAUGACUGAUGCGGGAAUCACUUGGCAAAGAAUUAAUUCGAAGUUGGACAAGGACUUAAAACAAUUUUAUAAGAAUCGGACAGAACCAUUGAUUAGAUUUCGUCCUCCGCUAGGCAAUAUCAAUGAACUUGGGAAAUCUCUAUUUCGGGAGCAAAUAAAGAGGAUUGAUGAAGAAACUAUCGUGAAGACUUUGAUUACGCUAAAGAAAAGGAACGAAACAAACGACAUUGAACGAGACAAUAUUGGAGAUUAUGUAGAAAACUGUUCCGCUGAAUAUGAUAAAGACUGUAGUGACAGAAAGCGAAGACAUGAGAUACGUGAAACGGAUAAUAAUUUCAGUAGCUAG
Molecule: messenger RNA, 1089 nt
Organism: Brugia malayi
Lineage: Eukaryota; Metazoa; Nematoda; Chromadorea; Rhabditida; Onchocercidae
Gene: Bma-cpg-4.1
Exons: 11
Coding region: 1-1089 (362 amino acids)
Source: RefSeq, a predicted model, not a curated record